ACAGCUCUCCAAGGGAACCAGCUCCUGGUGCUGAUCUGAACUUCAGCUGACACCAUGUGUGAUGAUGAUGAGACCACCGCUCUUGUGUGCGACAAUGGCUCAGGCCUGGUAAAGGCUGGCUUUGCCGGAGAUGACGCACCUCGUGCUGUCUUCCCUUCCAUCGUUGGUCGCCCUCGCCACCAGGGUGUCAUGGUAGGCAUGGGACAGAAAGACUCAUACGUGGGUGAUGAGGCCCAGAGCAAGAGAGGUAUCUUGACCUUGAAGUACCCAAUUGAGCAUGGUAUUAUCACAAACUGGGAUGAUAUGGAGAAGAUCUGGCACCACACUUUCUACAAUGAGCUGCGUGUGGCCCCGGAGGAACACCCCACCCUCCUUACUGAGGCUCCCCUUAACCCUAAAGCCAACAGAGAGAAGAUGACACAGAUCAUGUUUGAGACCUUCAAUGUCCCCGCCAUGUACGUAGCUAUCCAGGCUGUGCUAUCACUCUAUGCCUCUGGCCGUACCACUGGUAUUGUACUGGACUCUGGUGAUGGUGUGACCCACAACGUCCCCAUCUAUGAAGGUUAUGCUUUGCCCCACGCCAUCAUGCGUCUGGAUCUGGCCGGUCGUGACCUGACUGACUACCUGAUGAAGAUCCUGACUGAGCGUGGCUACUCUUUCGUGACCACUGCUGAGCGUGAGAUUGUGCGUGACAUCAAGGAGAAGCUUUGCUACGUCGCACUGGACUUUGAGAAUGAAAUGGCCACUGCUGCCUCCUCCUCUUCUCUGGAGAAGUCCUACGAGCUGCCUGAUGGCCAGGUCAUCACCAUCGGAAAUGAGCGUUUCCGCUGUCCCGAGACCCUUUUCCAGCCCUCCUUUAUUGGUAUGGAGUCUGCUGGUAUCCAUGAGACCACCUAUAACAGCAUCAUGAAGUGUGACAUUGACAUUCGUAAGGACUUGUAUGCCAACAAUGUCCUUUCUGGUGGCACCACCAUGUAUCCAGGAAUUGCUGACCGUAUGCAAAAGGAAAUCACUGCUCUGGCCCCCAGCACCAUGAAGAUCAAGAUCAUCGCCCCUCCAGAGCGCAAGUACUCCGUCUGGAUUGGUGGCUCUAUCCUGGCUUCCCUGUCCACCUUCCAGCAAAUGUGGAUCAGCAAGCAGGAAUAUGAUGAGGCUGGCCCAUCCAUCGUCCACAGGAAGUGCUUCUAAGUGUCGGGAUACACAUAUACUACACUGCUGAUUAUGGAUGCAAAGAAGCAAAAUUCUUAACAUUACCUCCACCUGUUACGCAUGCAGGCAGAUUUCGGCAUUACUUUUUCUUGUACAGUAUUUUUACACCCAAGUUAAAUUUAUUUGUAGUUAUUGACUGGUUCAGAAAUAAAUUUGUAUGUGGAUAUUUAUUGGUUUUUAAAUAAACAAGACAGGGAAUCAUUUUCCCCUGAAAAGCA
Myxocyprinus asiaticus (Chinese sucker) is the source of this 1427-nucleotide messenger RNA. RefSeq names its product actin, alpha, cardiac muscle 2 (gene actc2). The transcript is spliced from 8 exons. NCBI's taxonomy places the organism in Eukaryota, Metazoa, Chordata, Actinopteri, Cypriniformes, Catostomidae. Gene Ontology annotation, cellular component: sarcomere; actin filament. The coding region runs from base 55 to 1188 and encodes 377 amino acids. The record is from RefSeq and is a predicted model, not a curated record. Gene Ontology annotation, molecular function: myosin binding. Gene Ontology annotation, biological process: heart contraction; actin-myosin filament sliding; actin filament organization.